UACAAAAAAUUAUUUUAAAAUGUGUUCGCGUGUCAAUGUAGUUGGUGUUCGUAUUUUAGACAAUCCUUCAAAACCAACAGACCCAUUUAAAUUGGAAAUAACUUUUGAAUUAUUCGAGAAUAUUAAAGAAGAAGUUGAAUGGGAGCUUGUUUUUGUUGCUACUGAUGGAAAAGAAGAACACGACCAAGUGCUUGAUUCUGUAGUUAUUGGACAAGUCCGUGAAGGACGACAUAAAUUCGAUUUUGAAGCUCCGGCACCUCAACUACAAAAUCUCCGUCCAGAGGAUUUUAUGGAUGUUACACUUUUGUUGUUAAAGUGUAAAUAUCGUGAUCAGCUUUUUAUGAAGAUUGGUUGGUUCAUCACGCAUACUUAUAUUGACGCUGAAUUGAUCGAAAACCCACCUCCUCGUCCUAUAAUUGAAAAGUUACAAAGAACUGUUGUCACUGAAGACGUUCGUGUAACAACUUAUCCAAUCAAAUGGGACGAAGACCUUAACAAUGGGACAGUAGCAGAGGAUGAAAACGAGGCGAUGAUUGAUGAAGACAAUGAUUUGGAUGGAAUUAAUGGAGAUGGUGAAAAUUCGAUUCAACAAUCACAGGGGGAUCAAGUUCCACCGGUUGCCACAGAUUUGUGAAAAUUUUUGAAGAAAUGUUUGAUUUUUGGAUUUUAAAUAUUACAGGUCUCAAUUGAUGUAAAACAUUU
Messenger RNA from Meloidogyne enterolobii, 702 nucleotides. NCBI's taxonomy places the organism in Eukaryota, Metazoa, Nematoda, Chromadorea, Rhabditida, Meloidogynidae. The record is from the annotation of a GenBank genome assembly.